CAGGGCGUCCGCAGCCCCCCUCCUUCAGACUGGAAUGUGUCAGAGCUGCCGCCGCCCUGGACCUACGAGACUUAGCCCGCCUGCAGCUCUCUAACAGUACACUCGGACUAAGAGAGAGGCAGGCGAGCGAUUGAGUUGAGCAGAACGAUUGUAUCUUUUCGUUUAGCAGCCACGUCUAACUCAUACUACACCAUGUACGGGGCACGUUUGAGGUUGCCCUGCAGUUUCUCUCCGGCAACGCUGGCUAGCAUCCAAGCCGGGCCUGCCUCCGGGGUGACGUGGUGGGCCAUGAUGUCGGGGGCGCCCUACGAGGACUCGCCGCCGCCGCACGCCCUGUCCACGCCGGUCACCUCACCGGGGCCGGUGGCGACGGCGGCCGUAGUGGCGCCCCCGCACACCCCAUCCCUCGGCGGCAACGCGUCGUCGGCGGCCUCGUCCGCAUCGCCGCCCACCUCGGCGGUGCCUCCACCCCCGACGUCGUCGGCGCCCGCCACCCCCAUCCACAUCCCGGCCAAGCGGCCGUCCACCGGCGGCGGCUACUCGGACUGCGGGGGCGGCGUCGGCAGCAACGACUCGUCGUCCGUCAUCCGGCAUGGCCACACGCAGCCCUGGAGCUACCCCGGCGCCGACAUGGAGCAGCCCCACUACGGCGCGCCGACGUACUACAACCUGCCGGAGCAGGGCAGGGACUCCAGGAAGGCCGUCUUCUGGUCACCGGCGGCCGCCUCGGCCGCGCCGACGCCCACCCCUGAGUACAAGUACUCGGUGACGGCGGGGGGCGGCGCGCCGGAGCAGCCCGGCUUCGCCCAGGCGUGGUGCAACUACCCGGCCUACGCGGCGCCCAGGCACCACGCCGAGGCCGCCCACUACCUCGGCGGCGACGAGAGGCGGGGGAUGGACACCACGGCCUUCUCCAGCCACGACUCGUACUCCCUCCGGAACUACCAGGAGACGGUGCCCACCACCACCUACCCGCCUCCAGGUCAGUCUACAGGUUCGCUGGGAGUGACCUGCGGCUCGGGGCCCAACCCGCUGGAGUGGACGGGCCAGGUGACGGUGCGGAAGAAGCGCAAGCCCUACUCCAAGUUCCAGACCCUGGAGCUGGAGAAGGAGUUCCUCUUCAACGCGUACGUGUCCAAGCAGAAGCGGUGGGAGCUGGCGCGAAACCUCAACCUGACGGAGCGGCAGGUCAAGAUAUGGUUCCAGAACCGGCGGAUGAAGAACAAAAAGAACUCGCAGCGGCAGGCGGCGCAGCAGAACAACAAUUCGAGUUCGGCCAGCAACAACAAUCACCAUCACCACACUAAUCACCACCCCGGGCACCACACGGUGGGGGGGCCCACCCACCCAACCAACGGGAUAGCAGUCAAGCAUCAUCAGUGACAUACGCCUUACCCUGGCGUGGGGCACGGCUUUAGCCACCCACACCAGGGCAUGGUGUCGUAGAGCCGCUCGACUACCCGCGAAACGAAAGAGCUGCUCUGGGCACCCCAGAAAGGACGUUCGUGACGGCCAGCGUCACCACUCUUAUUUAUAUGUAGUUUGUCAUUUCGAAACUGAGUACAAAUAAUAGUGCGGCCGCGGGGGCAGGGGCGCUAGGCCUCCCCCGCCGCGCCCGAUUCUUUAGUACUUUGCUGCCAUCGGUUGCUGCGGACACGAAGGAGACUCCGGACGAGAGAUGGACUCGAAAGGGAUCUUAUCUUUUUCAUUGUGAUUUUAGUCAAACCCAUUCAUACCAGUGUUAAUUAUAAGACGAUAGUAUUAUUUGAAAUACUGUAUUAGUGGUUGUAAAGGUAAACUAAUGAAAGGACACGGAGUAUGUUUAGUUGAGAGGUGGAGAUUAGUGUCUGUUACUUUACUGACCUGUUUUGUUUUAUUCUGGUUAUUAUCCAGCACCCUCAAAUGUGUGUGUUGUUUUGUUUGUUUUUACUUUUCCUUCCAUUGUUUUUAUUAAAACUGAAAGAAAUACCAGGUUUGUUUGUUAUGUCUGUAAAAAUUUGUAUUUAAAAGUAAAUCUACCCUAGUGAGGUAGGAUAUAUGAAAAUACUGGUCUGAUAUGUAUCACUACAGUUUUUAAGUAUGUGUAAAAACCGGCCAUUUUAUAAAUUGCAAUUUGAAUUACGUUGUGAUAAUAUGCGUGUCGGAGAUGGCGCUGUAUUCGUGUGUGUGGAUUACGGCAGGCCAACGCAUGUAUGGUUUGAUCAUAGUCCAGACAGAGAAAAUAGUGACAUUUCGAAUCUUAAUUGGAUUUUAUUCCUUAGAUGUUUUAUUUAAAAUUGUACGUAGUAGGCUACUAAUAAUGAACCCAACGAUUCGGUUGUAGUUUCAUAGUGAUCUCUCAAGAGCACGUUCUGUUAUAUGUAAAGAAAUUAAAGCAAAAUCGUUUAUCUUCAUUGAGUAUCAAUUUCUGUUAUUCUAGUCGAUUUUAUGUUGAACGACUUUUUCAAGCAGAAAAGAGAAUUUAAGUACAUGCAAGUAUUCCAGUUACUGUUUCCCACAAUGUUUUGCUUCUGGGAAGGCGGCUGCUUUGCCGCUGCCAGGUGUGCAAUAGCUAAGUCCUAUGUAGCCUAGUGUACAUAAGUGCGUCAUAGACUGUGAUCAGAAUCCACUAGCUCACAUCACCGUGAAAAGAACUCAACCAUUCGUUGAGCGCGUGAGUGAGAAUGAGAGAAUGCGAGAGAGCAUCGGGCCCGUCCUAAUAAACCAUUUGCACUCGACCGUUACAGUUGAAUUGCUACUCCAAGGUCCGCUCUGUUACCACUAUUAUUUUCCCUGCGUUUCACAAGAAAAAAGAGUAAAAUUACUUGCAGUGGUUCAGCGGACGGAUCUGAUCUCUCUGAGUGCCUGUGUAUGUGUGACUUAACGAGUGAAUGUAUCUAUGUGUGUGUGAGUGAGGGAAUGACUGCGAGCGUUCAUGUUGAUGUUUGAGUAUGUGAGUGUGUAAAAUCAUUCGUAGAAAUUCGUCAAUGGUUUUUGCCACUGUAAUACAACCUUAUUAGCCCUCUACGUUCAAUACGUGUAAGAAAAAGUAAUACUCUCAUGUUUGAAAAAUUGAUUUAAAAUGUCAAGUAAGCCAUGUCCUUUUCUAAGUUCGAAGUCAAUUCUUUCUAACCCAGUUUUACAGUCACCUCGUUUAUUUCCAAGGAAAGAGUACAAAUAUAUAAACAGAGGAAGCAACUUCUGGGUGAAAACCAUCAAAACUAUUCUCGAGAGGUGAAAAUUUCCACUUUAAAAUUGAAUAUUUUUAUCUAAACUUGUCUCAUUAAAGAUAUGUCAAAAUGUACAUAUAGCUCUGGCUUACAAUUAAGAAAUGGAUAGCUAUGCCGACAGGUCUUGUAGCUCCUAUUUGGAUGUUCUGUGCGAUAAUUUAGUGUGAAUACCUAGGAAAGCUCAUAAUAAGUCAUUUCUAGUAUUAAAUAAUUUUCACACUAUCAUUCAGUACAGAAAAUUCAUUGCGUACUAGUGCGAUAAAAGCGAUAAUUCUUUAACCACACGCACCUUCUGGAGUGACUGAGGAUAACCCGAUCGCAGCCUGCCAACGUUGCAAAUUUUAAAAAAAUUGUUCAUCGUGACUUAACUACCCUGUACUUAUCGCUUUUAAAUUUGAUCUCGAAAGAUGUAGGUUGCGAUGUAAGUGUUUUGGAGUUAUGUUCAAAUCGAAUCCUUUACGGGAUUUUCUGAAGUGCCAAACUCACUGGAGUGACACACCACUCUUUAUUGAGAAGUUUACGAUCAAUUAUUGCAAGUUGGUGAGCUGAGUGCACACCUCAGUAAACUCAGAGGUCUUGUUAAAACGUAGUCACUUUCUUAAUUUGUACGUAUUUAAUAGAAAUUUUUGUUUCAAGUUUGAGCAAUUUAUUUUACAAUUUGUUUACCGCCCCUUUUCUUUUUUGUUUUCAUCUGUUUAUUGUGCCGUACGUUUAUUUUGUUCUUGUGUUCAUAUAACUACUCUUUCCUAUCCUGAGGUACCAAAAUGUUGCUGUUCAAGGAGUGGAAAUCAGUGUAUAUGGUGUAAAGAAUUUUCGAUGACCUAAGCUUUAAAAUUUACAUUUAUUUUGUACUUGAGUAAAUGUGUAAAGUAUGUAUUUUACUGCUGUUUAAUCCCUCUUUUGUUUGUUCAAAGUACAGUUGACGUUGUGCAUGUAGUUAAGAUUCUUGCUAUUAAAGACGAUAUUAUAAAUGUACUGAAAGUCCUCAAUUGUGCAUAACAAUGUUUAUGAUACCUAUUGCAUUAAAGUAUUGUAGGUAUCCUAAAAGAGUAA
Messenger RNA from Thrips palmi, 4262 nucleotides. RefSeq names its product homeobox protein abdominal-B (gene Abd-B). The transcript has 5 exons. Gene Ontology annotation, cellular component: nucleus. The record is from RefSeq and is a predicted model, not a curated record. Gene Ontology annotation, biological process: regulation of transcription by RNA polymerase II. Lineage: Eukaryota; Metazoa; Arthropoda; Insecta; Thysanoptera; Thripidae. Gene Ontology annotation, molecular function: DNA-binding transcription factor activity, RNA polymerase II-specific; RNA polymerase II cis-regulatory region sequence-specific DNA binding. The coding region runs from base 193 to 1383 and encodes 396 amino acids.